UCGGCGGUGGCGAAAAUCCUGUUGUUCAAGGGUAGCGCGUGAGCCGACCUACCGGAACACCUGUACGUUUGCUGAAUGGAUAUUAACUGCGUCCAACAUCGGUGGCGGUGGCUCCGUGCACGCCGAGCCUGACAACCCGGACGCACGAGUGACUGCGACCAGUCGCACGCUUCGGCGACGUAUCCCAGCCGGGAGGGAUGUCGUUUUCGAAGAAAGGUGCUUACGGCCCCUCCAACCGUGUCUCCGAGGGCUUCCUCGCUGCCACCAUGAAACGCAGCCAGUGCAGGAAAUUUGGGAUGGCCGUUGUCCUCGUGGCUUUCCUUGGACUCGUGUAUUUCCUGAUUACGAGGGGAUCCAGCGAAAUCAGCUACUCGCCCGUGGACGUCAGAGAUUGGCCGCUACUUUCCUACGGCUUGAUGAGAACUCCUGCUGAGUCUCAGGCAAGGCACCAGGACGAUUCACCUCGAUCCAGGGUCGACAAGAACGUCUUUGACUCUACGAUGUUGACCAGGACAGAGGACAGGCAUGCAGCCAUGCUUCGGAAGCUGCAGGCCACCAUCGUCGGCCUGCGCAACUUUCAAGUUCACCGCCUGCGAGCGCUUUUCAAAGCUGGGGGGGAUGGUCCGGCAAUCCUUUCCAAGUCCAGGGAGUUCUUGAGGAGCAUGGAGCUGGACGUCAAGAACAUCAGGGAGCUGGGCGGCGUGAAUCGCAGCGUCGCGUCCAACAUGCUCAAGCUACGGAACUAUGUCCGGGAAAAGAUACACGCGCUACAGAAUCCCACCGAUUGCGGCCGCACGCCCAAGCUCCGAUGCCUCCUAGACAACCCGCACGGAGUGGCGGCAGGCAUCCACGAUGUGCUGUGGUGCUUCGUGGCGGCGCUUCGGAUGGGCCGGACGGUGGUCUUGGACAGCUCCCAGUGGCAUUAUGCACCGGGGAAGGAGUGGGCAAAGACGUUCCUGCCGAUAGCCGGGCCUUCGUGCUCUAACGCUCCAAAGAACAACACCAUCGAGAAGGGCUACCCCGGCUACGAUUCCGCGCCCAAGGAGAGGAGCCAGAUCUUGGACCUACCUUCCACAAUUGUGGAGCCCCUGGUGGGCAACCACGGAAGCCCGUACGCCUGGUGGUAUGGGCAGAUAGUGAGCUAUGCCUUCAGGCUUCAAGACUCGACACUGCGGAAGAUAGAGGAGCUCAAGGCAGCCCAGGGUUACGCUCACCCCAUCGUUGGGGUUCACAUCAGGCAGACAGACAAGAGCAGGGAAGCCGCCUACCACUCGGUCGAGGAGUACAUGUCCCACGUGGAGGAGUUCUACGCCGGGCUCUCACUCACGGCCCCUGUCGAGAAGAAGAGGGUGUUUGUGGCCACGGACGAGCCCAAGGUCGUCGACCAGAUCAGGAAAAAGUUCCCAGACUACCUGGUCAUUCACAACAAUUUGUCGUCCAGCCAGGCACACGACCUGGGUGUCCGAAGCAAAAGCUCCUCACUCUUUGGAGUGAUCAGUGACAUCCAUUUGCUCGCAGAGUCUGACUUCCUGGUGUGCACCAUGUCUUCAGGGUUCUGCCGGGUGGCCUACGAGCUGAUGCAGGCCCGUCACCCCGAUGCGUCGCUGAUGGCCGCCUCCCUGGACGUGGAGUACUUCUAUGCGUACGUCCCCUUCCCUCCUCGGAGGACGCUCCAGCCCAACGUGCCGAGCUUCGCCAGCGAGUUGGGAUGGUCCGGUCCGGGCGUGCUCAUCGAGCGGCCAGGGACCUUCGCAUCGCUCGACGAGGCCAAGUUCAAGAAGAACGCCGACGGCUUCGUCGCGGGGCGCAUCGCGAAGCACGCCGCGGUCAAGCAGAUGACCGUCUUCCCGGUCUUCAAGACCGUGCAGACAUACAGGGUUGCCAACUACAGCGCCUUUGGUACGCUGCCUCCGUCCUAGCGCACAGCUUGUGCGGGACGCAGAGCCAGUCGGCGGUAUAUGGGCAGUCUUCUUCGGCAGUCGCCACCAGGCAUUUUAUCCCAAGUGCUGUCCCGGCGUGAAAUGCGGGCCCUGCGCGUUGGCCUCUCUGUGGCAAUUGUCGGUGGCUGGAGUGUGCCCAUACGAUCGUGGUCCCUCGAUUUCCACCGGACGACGUCGUAAAAGCGUCGUGCUGUCGCCUGCCGCGAUCUUGGGAUCGGCACGAUGGUGGAGGCAGAUGUGGCAGACGCGAGUUCAGCUGCGGGUCGCUCUCCAUCUUGGAACUUCUCAAAGCUUUGGCAGCCAGGAGAUGGGAUGCGGCCAACUGCCAGGAUUGCAGUGUCCGAGAGCAUGACACGCCGGCUCGCGUGACGUCGUUUGUUGCCACUUCAGAACCGCUUUCAAUGCAGGGCCACCGGUUGGAGACUCGUUUUGGCCACCAUUGCACGGCGUGGAGAGGCGAUUUCGUCCGUCGGAAUUGUUGGCCGAGAACGUGGCGCGUUUAAAAUGCGCUUUUCCGAUGGGACUUGUUUUCUUAUGGCGGGUAAGCUUGUUAGGAACAAACGACCGGUGAAUUCCUGUGGUCGUUAUGGGGUGAACUAGGAGCAGUUUUUUCCUAGUUCCCUUCUCUUUGCAACCAGAGACAAACUCUUUUUUUUUUUCGUCGGCAAGUUGUGACCGGUAUCAGCAGCAUUUUCCUGCAGUCUUCUUUGGUGUAGAGUAGUCUCUCUUUUUUUUUGUACUGUCACACUUCAGUUGACCCCCUCUGCCUCGCCCUUCCCUUGUCACAAGAGCAUAGCUCUUGUGACGAGGGAAUGCUGUCCGGAUUCAUUUUUGGGUGGAAACGUUUCCACAGAAGGUGCUGAAAUCUUCUGUAUUUUUCACAAAUUCAUCUGUAGCCACCAGAUUGCUGGCCCUUCCUCGGUUUUGAUCUAAUGGCAGAAAAACUGACAGGCAGAUGAGACAGCUGAUAAAAACACAUAAUCUUUGUUGUGUAUGACCUUCGGGAAAAAAAGAUAACAGAGAGAGAAAGAAAUGCACACUGACCACUUUCGGUCUCCACACAGAUAGCCUGCUUGGCAAGGUUAGUGCUCCAAAAAUACCAUUACAAUUUGCCAUGACUCCAACCACUGUGUAAGAAUUUAUUUUUAGUGUUUUGUUUUUGGGACUUUGAACUGUUAUUGACUAUACGCAAUACAUGGUAGCUAUGGAGUGCGACACUGCGCUGCUACGAUUAGGUUCCCCAAUGCGUGUCCGUGUGAAAAGAAACCAGAUCGCAGUAAGGGUGCACAAAUUUUUAUUGUGGCAUCGGUGCUGGGUCAAGUAAAAGGCGCAAAAUGCGAGAGCACAAUAACUAGUGCAUAAUUUUCUACUCUUGGAACGUGCCUACCUCAUGAAAUGUACCAAGUAUGACAUUCUAAGUAAUUCACUCGGGUGUAGUGAUUUUUAUUAUGCUGAACAAACAAAGAGCUGCAGGCCAAUGGCAAAUAGGGAAGAUAUGUACAGACUUUAGGAGAAUUUUGUCACUCGGGAUGGACGGUACAACUGCAUCCCUUUGAGUGAACACAGUUGUUUGUGGACUUUGUAUGCCACUCCCCUGUGUGGAAGGCUUCAUGAUUUAUUUUCUUCUGUUUCAUUCUAUCAGUGUACAUCUAUUCAUCGACGUGAAUGGACAAUGUAACUUCAGUACUUUCCUAUUCCUUGCUAUGUCUUUAAGCAAGUUGGAAAGGAGUUUUCAGGGUUCUCUCACUGGGGUUGUGCAGUGUCAUCAGCUCAGGUAUUGCAGAUUAGAAUGUUUAAAUCUGAAAAAAUUAAAGACGUUUACAACUCCCUAGAAUGCUGAAUUAGAGCACAGCUUUUGAGGAGGAGGAGGCAAGGGUACUGAGGGGAGCUUAUGCCCCUCCUCCCUCCUCCUCACCUCCUCAUUUUCCCUGCUACUCCUCCCCUCCUGUUCCUCGUCACCCUCCACCCCUCCUUUCCUCCCCCCGUCCUCCUCCCCCUCCUCCUCCCUGCACAGUGCACUAAGGGAAAUGUCCCAUAAUGCAAUGCGCUGGACUCGGGACGUCACGAGGGUCACGUGACGUCACGAGGGUCCCGCACAGUGCAUUAUGGGAAAUUUCCCAAAAUGCACUGCGCGGUUACGCCAACAGCGACGCCGAUGCCACUCAAGCCGGAAACGGGCACCUAAGAGCUGCGCUCUAAAAUUGUUGACACCUAAAUCAUCACCCCAAAUUAUUUUGUGUUGUGAGAUAAAUGAAGAAAAGUUGCACAUGUUCCUGUCACAGAUGCAGAGUUUAGUUUAGUUUGAUUCAUAUAGCUAUUAAGCUUGCUGAAAGGAGUCUAUGGUACGAGCAGUCCUGUGGCCAUGCUAUAUAUCAGUUUCUUUCCCACUCUUUAAGUUGCGUUGCAAUGAUAUCAAAGCUUCUGUAAGUGGGAUAUUCCUGGUCAACUUGUUUAGUCUUCUGCGAACGGCCGCGCACACUAUUUGUGAGUACAACAGCUACACUGUAGAACGGGUGCCACCCUUUGUUUCCUUUAAAUUUCAGGAUGAACCAAAGUGUAGAAACGUUUUGCUAGGCUGGCUCAAGUAAAUAUGCAUUCCUGAUCGUGCAAAACCAAUCUAUAUUUCUGUUAGUAAAUGGGUGCCUGUUAAGGUUGUGCUAAGGUUGUGUAUUAGAGUGUACAUUUUAGAAUGUUUUGUUACAGCAAUUUCUUCCUUUGUACACGAGUCUGGAUCAUUUUUCAAGUUCUGUAAACGCAGGGUUACAGUGAAACUUUAUCAGAACAGGUAUUGGCACCAGUCGCAAGGCAUUGCAUGGAGAACGAAAAAAAAAAGAAAGCUGGUUGCCUUGUCUUUUUUUGUUUUGCAAAGGUGUUUACCGUUGGCUUUAAUGCAUUUCAAAAGUCUGGCAACUACAGUCACUGUCAGCUUGAGAAACGUGGGGCGUGGGCUUGUUACGUUCAAGCCUCCUGCCUCAUGAUUGGUCCUCCGGCGUUUUCAUCGGCCGGUGCUGCGACCUCAUUGGCUGCAGAGCAAUAACAAGGCACUGGGGACCCACCAAGCCCUUCGUUUCUUAAGCUUUCCGUGAAUGCAGAAAAAUGUGUCGCUGAGGUGUAAAGUUUUGAGAAUUGUCAGGUUUAUUCCUCUCCCUGCGCCACCUCUGUCGAAAAUGCGCUUCCUUACUAUGACGCGCUUUUGGGGUCAGCACCAGGGGAUGUGAAGACGGGAGCAGAAUGCGGCAAAUCGCUGUGCCUCAGCGGCCCAGCGUUUCCGGAAGCUCCUAGGGCUCGUUUUAUGGCAUUUCUAGACGGGGAAGAUGUUUUGACUUUUUUAUGCUAUCCUACUUGCUGGUAGUGAUUUUUACGCGGAUUGUGUUCAUAGGCUCAUUCCCUAUGAGAGAACCGUUGGGUUCCAGCGUCAGAUUCCAGCGUGACAUCUCACUUGUGGGGGCCAUAGCCCCUAGGGCUCGUAGUAAUGUCAUGAUGUCACGGUCACAUGACACUUUGACAUCAUGUGACAGUGACACAUGACUGUAAUAUCAGUGUCGCAUGACAUGAUUUCAUGAUUUCGAUUGGACGUCUUGCAAUGUCAGUCACGCGAGCUCCCGAUGUUACCCGACAUUGCACACACACAUGUGCCCAGCUCAUUUGCAACAGAUUCUGUGCACCUCUAAGUGUAUCGGGUAUGAUAAGGCACACAGAUUUCUUUUAUUGGCAAGGAACAAAGCUUUUUGUUUGUUUGAUGAGCAGCUGUGAUGUCUAGUGUGGCUAAUUAAGCUGAUUAAGGUUGUCAUUCUUUCUAAUCGAUGGUUCAUUUCCCACUUCCCAACCUGCAUAAGAUAAGGAAAUUAAGGGGGGGGGGGGGGAUGUGCAAAACCAACAUAAAGCAUCUGUCGCAUUUCAGGAGGGUACUGACGAUCAAUUCAGACUACAAUGGGCUCUUUAUUUCUUUGCUGAAGGAAAACACGCUGAAGGAUGCUGCUGAUGAUAUCCAAUAGAGACGUGCCUAGAUGGUAACUUGUCAAACUUUGAUAAGCCAGUGGUGGUCACGGUGCUUGCAGUAGAGUUCACUUUGAAUUUAUCAGUUGAUACCUUGGAUAGAUGAUUGCAGUUUAUAUAUAACUAAGCUUGGUGUUUGUAUCGUCUAGAAAUGUGUAUACUGGUAAUGCUGGCUGGUACCAACAUAUGAUACACCAGGAUGCUUCUGUUUUUUUUGUUUCCUUAUUGUUUUAUGAGAUUACUAGUCACAUUUUAUUCUGUAUCACUUUACUGCAUGUUAUGCAUCAGACAGCUUGUCUGUAUAGCUCACAACAGCUUCUACUUUACCUUGGUUGUUUAACGUGUAGCUUUGUGGACUACAGGUUGUAAUGGUUCGAUAACUUUGUGUUUAACUUGUAGCUGCUAAUGAAGGAAUGCAUAUUCAGUUAGUAGCUCAAAACUUGUGCAGUUGUCUAUGCAUUCAGAAGGGGAGGGUAUUCCCUUUCAGACGGUCACAGCACUUUCUUUGUAUUUAACCACUUCUGAAAGUAUGCAUAUAGAUAACUGUAUGUUUUUUGCUUUCUCUUAAUUUGAAUGUUUUUUUUUUACAUGUGAUACAUAGAUUGCCUUAUAUUAAAAUGUUAAUUGCAAAACUA
Molecule: messenger RNA, 6571 nt
Organism: Ixodes scapularis (black-legged tick)
Lineage: Eukaryota; Metazoa; Arthropoda; Arachnida; Ixodida; Ixodidae
Product: alpha-(1,6)-fucosyltransferase
Exons: 10
Coding region: 198-1919 (573 amino acids)
Biological process (GO): protein N-linked glycosylation
Molecular function (GO): alpha-(1->6)-fucosyltransferase activity
Source: RefSeq, a predicted model, not a curated record